Molecule: messenger RNA, 6344 nt
Organism: Rhinopithecus roxellana (golden snub-nosed monkey)
Lineage: Eukaryota; Metazoa; Chordata; Mammalia; Primates; Cercopithecidae
Gene: RMDN1
Product: regulator of microtubule dynamics 1
Exons: 11
Coding region: 131-1075 (314 amino acids)
Cellular component (GO): cytoplasm; spindle microtubule; mitotic spindle pole
Molecular function (GO): microtubule binding
Source: RefSeq, a predicted model, not a curated record
GGGGGCGGAAGAGGUGCUGGAUAGGAGGCGGGUGGACGCGGUUCUCUCCGGAAGGGCUGUGGCUCCUUUAGCCCCGCCCGCCUGGGUAGUUGCCUGAAGUAGUGCAGGAUCAGCCCGCGAGUUGCAGGUCAUGGCCCUGGCCGCUCGACUGUGGCGCUUUCUGCUAUUGCGACGUGGAGCCGCCCCGGGGCCUCGGCUCCCUGCGGGGACUUCGGGCAGCCGUGGACAUUGCGGCCGCUGUCGAUUCCGUGGCUUUGAGGUAAUGGGAAACCCAGGAACUUUCAAAAGAGGCCUUUUACUCUCAGCUUUGUCUUAUUUGGGUUUUGAAACUUACCAGGUUCUCUCUCAGGCUGCUGUGGUUCAUGCCGCAGCCAAAGUUGAAGAAAUACUUGAACAAGCAGACUACCUGUAUGAAAGCGGAGAAACAGAAAAACUUUAUCAGUUGCUAACCCAAUACAAGGAAAGUGAAGAUGCAGAGUUACUGUGGCGUUUGGCACGGGCAUCACGUGAUGUUGCUCAGCUUAGCAGAACCUCAGAAGAGGAGAAAAAGCUAUUAGUGUAUGAAGCCCUAGAGUAUGCAAAAAGAGCACUAGAGAAAAAUGAAUCACAUUUUGCAGCGCAUAAGUGGUAUGCAAUCUGCCUUAGUGAUGUUGGAGAUUAUGAAGGCAUCAAGGCUAAAAUUGCAAAUGCGUAUAUUAUCAAGGAGCAUUUUGAGAAAGCAAUUGAACUGAACCCUAAAGAUGCGACUUCAAUUCACCUUAUGGGUAUUUGGUGCUAUACAUUUGCUGAAAUGCCUUGGUAUCAAAGAAGAAUUGCUAAAAUGCUGUUUGCAACUCCUCCGAGUUCCACCUAUGAGAAGGCCUUAGGCUACUUUCACAGGGCAGAACAAGUGGAUCCAAACUUCUACAGCAAAAACUUACUUCUUUUAGGAAAGACAUACUUGAAACUACACAACAAAAAGCUUGCUGCUUUCUGGCUAAUGAAAGCCAAGGACUAUCCAGCACACACAGAGGAGGAUAAACAGAUACAGACAGAAGCUGCUCAGUUGCUUACAAGUUUCAGUGAGAAGAACUGAGAACUUUUCAGAGACGAUGUGAGGAGAAACAGAAGCAGUUGAAGGGCCAGAAGUGAGUCUUUUAGGAGUGUGGUGGCAUUCUGCUGGAUGGCUUUUUAAAAUGGGUUUUUUCCUUUAGGGAGACCGAAUAAACUGUGUUGUGCACCUGCGUUUUGACUGUGACCUAUUACAUGAGGUCAGAUGUGGAAUUUUCUGCUUGUAUCAUCAUUUUGGCACUCAGAAAGCUUUGAAUUAUGGAGCAUGAAUUUCAUGUUUUAGAUUUUUGGAUUCAGGGAUGUUCCAACUGUAUAUGUGUCUGUGUGUGCACAGAUACAUACAUUUCUAAAUCUUUUGAAAUUAAUUGCAAGCAUCAUAAUAGUUCACCCCUAAAUGUGUCAGCAUGCAUUUUCUCAGAAUAAAGACAUCUUCCUAAACAAACACAAAACCAUUAUCACAACUGGAAAAGUUAACAACGCUCUAACAUCAUCUAAUAUCUACCCAUAUUCAAAUUUUCUCAAACGUCCCCAAGAUGUCUCAUGCUUCUUAAAAUCAGGAUCCAAAUUGCAUUUGAUUUGUUGCUAAUCUUUCAAUCUAGAACAGUUCCCCAUUUUUUUCUUCUUGCAACAUUGACUUUUUGAAUAGGCCAGUUCAUUUGUCAUUGAUUCUGUCGCAUUCCAGAUUGGCCUAAUUGACCACACCUUGAGAACCGCUGUUCCGGUUUAUUUCCAGGACUCAAAUUAGUUCUAUUAGAUCUUUGUCUGACUUUCAUAUUUAUCACUUACUGAUUUUUCUUUUGGCCUUUUUGUUUCAUUUUCUUGGCUCUUUUCAUUUGUAUCUUCCGCACCCUUUAUUUUACUUUUGGUUGUAUCUCUUCUUCCUUAGAUACUUGAUAAUGGCCUUCAUGUCUGAUAUGUUUGUCUUUUUCUCCAAAUUUUUUUCCUGAUUUUAGCCAGUCAUUCACAUCUGCAUUUUGUUUGUCCAGUUCUGAGUUUUUAAGUUGCUAUUUUGGAUUUUUUUAAUAUCUAAUAAUUUAAUUCAUAUUAGCAUAUUGUGUUAAAGUUUUUUUUUUUCUCAUUUUCAGUUUUCUCUUUAGUGACUUUAUUUUUUUCCCUAGGGAUGUAAUUUUAAGUUGAGUUACCAGCAAUACUGUCAUCAAAUGGGAGGAAAGGGUCUGGGUUGGUUCAAGAAUACUUUCUGCUAAGUUGUUUUUUGUGAGAUCAGGUAUCAUUCAGUAAUAAAGCUCUUUAUGGAGUGAGGUUUUACCUCCUGAUUCCUUAUUAGAACUUUAAAAAAUAUUUUUACUUUCAAAUAAUUAUAGAUUCACAAACUAAAAAAAAAAAAAAAGGUCCUGUGUACCCGUCUCUCAGCCUGUCCCAGUGCUAACAUCUCAUAUAACCUAAAGUACAAUAGCAAAACCCAGAAACUGACAUUGGUACAGACCACAGACCUUAUUUAGAUUUUACCACUUUUAAAUGCUCUUGUGUGUAUAGUUGUAUGCAGUUCUAUCACAUGUAGAUUUCUGGUAACUGCCACCAUAAUCAAGAUACAGACCUGUUCCAUCAUCACACAGAUCCCUAGUGCUGUCCCUUUAUAGUCACGCCCAUCCACCUCCUCUCCCCCACCCAUCCCUAGCUCUGACAAGCAUUAAUCUGUUCUUCAUAAUUUUGUUAUUUCAACAGUGUUAUACAAAUGGAAUCAUACAGUGAGACCCUGUGACACUCUUUUUUUUCACUCAGCAUAAUUCCCUUGAGACCUAAGUUCUAUCAGUAGUUUGUUCCUUUUUAGAGUUGACUAGUAUUUAAUAUACUGUAUCAAUCAUAUGCUGAGGGGCAUUUAGGUUAGUCCUGAUUUUGGGCUGUUACAAAUCUGCUAUGAGCAUUAUAUGCCGGUUUUUAUGUCUACAUAAAUUCUCUCUCUCUGGGAUACAUGUCCAGGAGUGUGGCUACUGGGUCCUUAUCUUCAUUUUUCCCCUUUAUCUCUGAGGGUUAGGUUUCUUCUGCAAGACAUGGUGCCUUCCCAAGAUUCCAAUUCUGUGCACUAAGUCGCUUCCACUUGACUUCCCAGGAGCCUGAUUCCCCACAUGUCACAUUGGUUCUUGAUGUUUCCCCACUAAGGAUGAGACCCACUACUGAGAAGGAACCCCAGGAAUCCCUUACAUUCUCCUUCCCCUGCAGCCCCCACCUGAUUCUGUUCUUGUGUGGAUUCCAGAGCUGACUGCUGGAUUGAGAUGCUUAUUUCCCCAUAUACAUGUAUAUAGAAGUUGGUAGUACUCUGUCUUCUAAGUGUAUUACAUACAUAGGCUAUCUCUCUCCUUUAUAGAUGUUUCCUUCCUUCCUUUUGAGGAUGUGAGUAGAAUACUGAUUUUGGAAAAUGGCCAUGAUCCUAUAAGAACCUAAAAGUUCUCAAUUUCUUGAUGGCCAAGUUAUCUCAACUGAGUUUUUAAUCAUGGGCUGUGUACUAGCUGUGGAUGUUGUAAAAAUGACUUCUCUCAUACUCACUUUCCUCCUCUAUAAAAAAAGCAUCAUUAAAGACAACCCUCACCAAUUUCAUGGAAUUGUAAGGAUUAAGAGAAUAAUUUAUGUAAAGGAUUUACCAUGAAUACCAGUAAAUACAACUACUGUUACCUCUGAUUUUGUUCUUGAUUGAGAAUUGAGGAGAGAAAUUUUGGAAUUUAGGAGAUGUCACUUUUGGACUUAGAUCAAAUCCCCAGUUGACCUAAAGCUUGGCUUUUAAGGCCAACUAAUUAAGUGUUACAGGACAACUUUUAUUUGCGUAUUUCAACAAAGGAAGAUUUUUACUUCUGCAUCAUCCACCAAUCUUCUUAGGUUCAACCAAACAUUCGGACUUAACAAGCCUGCGACGGGCUAUAUUUGGCACCAAUUUACUCAGAAGGCUAUAGGACAGGAACCACAGCUCGCCAGCAGGACAAUUUUGAACCUCCUUUUCAGAAGACAGUAUUCUAACAGCAGUCUAUGCAACGGUAUCUCCCCAGGUGACAGCUCAGGGUCCUCCUUAAAGGACAUGCAGUUACAAGACUUUUCCACUCAGGUAUGCCCAAAGCUGUGGCUUUCUGUCAUGUAUCUGGAGAUUUCCCAGUCCAGAUGCAACUUACCAGUCCUAGGGGUCAUACUUACCAGAAGCAAAGUUGCCUGGCAAUACAACUGACACAUACCAUCCUAUUUAGUUGUCAGGGUAGGAAGACGUAGGUAGUUAACAGAAGUCAUCAGGGGAAAAGGUUUUGUUAACCUUUUCAUUUUCAACUACUUGGGAAGUAUGGGGGUAAGGGGGGAACCCCAAACACUGGUAAGCUGCUUUCCCUGGAAGACAAACAGCUAAACUGAUCUAAUAGACAGAAUUGUAUUGGGUCUGUGAUCUAUUCCCUGAACCAUUUACUGGUGGUGGGGGCGGGUGAGUCACCAAAAUGAAGUAGCAAUAUAAACCUGUCUCUGAGCCUCCCUUUUGUCUGUUUCCUCAUGAACUGCACAGAGAGUCUUGCACUCCCUAAUUUCUUUCUGGUUGGUCCAGCUGGGAAGGGGAGAAGGUGAGUGGGGGACCAUAUUUCUACAAUUUUUUCUGACUGCUACUGGGUAGAUAAAUCAAGACAGCUCUGCCUGUAGGUCUUGGAUAUCUGUAACUGGGUGUGAAAAGUGGAAGACCCUGAUGAAUUCUCCAAAACAAAGCUGGUUUGGUCUCUUGUAGGGUUCUGUGUAGCCUCACCUGGUACAUCGUAAUUUCUUACUUGAGGAGGGAGACCAGCAUCCUGAAAAUGAACUGGAAAGCCACCUUCUUUAGUCAAAUCUGCUAAAUCACACCUCCAAUGAAUGAUAUUCAAUAACUUCUGUCAUAGCAAAAUUUAUACAGCAGUGGUACCAUUUGUAAUUCUAAUGCUUAACUCUUAUGGUAUAAUUAAGACAGUCCUUUUUGAAGACCAGUUACCCUCUAUCACAUAACCUGUCACAUACAUUAGAAUUUUUAAAAAAUUCUUUAGGCUUGAAAAUAACCAGAGUGUUCAUAAUUAGGAUUUGGAAAAGGAGUCUAUUCAACCAAGCAGAUCACUGCCUUUCUUUCGUCUUUACUAUGAAUUCUGAAUAAAAUGCAGAACACACUCUCAAUAUGUAGAAAAAUAAAAUUUUGGCAAAACAAUAAUUACUGUUUUUCUGUAUGUACUUAGCAGUGAAAUAUUUAUAGGCAACAUAUUUUAAGAAGUCAGUUCCAUGGCUAUAAAAAAUGUUUAAGUUGAUGAAAUUUACAGUGCAUAUUAAAAGCAUGAUACAAAUGGAAAUUUAAAAUUUUGUAUUAGGAAGCCCAGUUUGCUAAAAGUAGCAUUAAUAUCAUUCACAUCAGAUUUUAAUUUGUUACACAUUUUUGUAGUUCAGCAAAGGCCCUUAUGAUGAAAAACAAUUAAAAAGUGUUACUUAUGACAAAAAUAAUUAUCUGUGUAAAAAGGGGGCGACCCAAAAGAUUUUUAUAUGCUUAUUUAAUUCAGAUAAAUAGAACUGUUAUGAAUUUGAGAGGAAUGAAGAUAUUCAAACACUAACAGAAAAUCAUUAGCCUCAGAGCAUUCAAAUGCUUACGUAACUCUUCAAUCCAUCUGGCUUCAUAAAAUCCAAAACUUUGAACACAAAGUGGCAGAGUUCACAUUACCUUUUGUAUGUUCCUAAGUAUGAAACUGCAUCAAUUUAUUAUGAAUUAAAUUUGAAAAACAUCACAGAUUUAAAAACAAAGUACAAAAGUGCCUGAUUCUUUUUAAUUCCACAGAUACCUAGCAUCUCAACAUGUAAACAAACUUCUAUACUGCUCAAUGAAUCUUUCCAAUUUUGAUAAUAAACUAAAUAGUAUCAGAUCUAGUAUAUGACUUUCAUGUGUAAGUUAUGGUUUUAUCCAUUACUUUGACAAUAUUACUGAUGUAACAGAGAGAAAAAUUUUCAACUAUUGUAUUUAUUUAAAACAAACUGACAGGUUCAAGCACCUGUCUUCAGAAAAGCCAGCAGCAUUUUUUUUUUUUUUUAAACAUACUCAAAGUAAGAUUUGGCCUAAGCCCUUAAUACCUUCCUGAACAGCCAUGCAACUAAACACCCUCAGGAGAUGUUACAUAAGGGAGAGAAGAACAUGGAGCAAUUUGCACUUUUUCCCCUAGAUAAUAUUAACAAGGUAAAGCAAAUCCAGAUCUUUAUGAAUGAACGGCUGUCAUGUUUCAUACACUUGGAGCUCUAUAAAACUAGAGCCACUAUCAUAUAUGCUUUUAUAGAUAUAUAUGUAUUUUUAAUAAAGUCUCUCACUUGCUUCAAAA